Messenger RNA from Sungouiella intermedia, 717 nucleotides. NCBI's taxonomy places the organism in Eukaryota, Fungi, Ascomycota, Pichiomycetes, Serinales, Metschnikowiaceae. The record is from the annotation of a GenBank genome assembly.
AUGCCGCCCAAAGCAACUCGUAAAAGUGUAUCGUUCCAGGCCAAUGUUGGAGACACGACAGACCAACUGACCAAUACUUUCAAAGCAGUUGUUCCACGGAUCAAAAAGUCCGUCAUGGUACUUCCAUUCCAUCUUUUGCUAAACUUAUAUGGUAUGUUCCAUUUUGGGCUUACAGCUGAUCCUUUCAAUAGCAUUGUCAAGGGUUAUGUGAACUUGGUUGUAUUACAACUCGUAUAUGGGUACUUAUAUGCUACAUCCUUUAUUGAAAAGGCAGGCAAGAAGAAGAAGGUUGAAAAUGACAAUGCGCCGCUUUUGGUGGUUUCGGCCACGGUGAUUUCUAUCGGAUUGGCGAACGUGGUUUUCGUCAUAUUGAUUCUCUUUGGAGCUCCGUUGUCGUCAAACUUGAAGGAAUCGUACGCUCUUGCAUACCAUCUUUCGUUGAUCAUAUUUCAACCUCUUUUGAUAGCUUACAAACUCAACUACGAACAAUUCUUUAGUCUCUUCAAAAUGGACAAGAUAUACCGGGCUGUUUUCACCAAUCCCGUGCUUGCGAGCAGCUUUUUUGCUGUGGUGGGUACUUGGUUUGGAGUUCUUCCUAUUCCUCUUGACUGGGACAGACCAUGGCAGCAGUGGCCCAUCACGUUGAUGUGUGGAGGGUAUCUUGGAGCAUUUUUCGGCGCUGUGGUUGCGUUACUUCCAAUUGACCAAUUAACUUAA